CUCUGCGCGUCGCGGCCACGCGCACUCAAGUACUACAUACUGACGCAUCUAGUAUUACAGGCCAACUACGCAAGAUCGCAGCGAUCGAAGGGUAUGAAGAAUGGGGCGAACAAGGUACCGUGUGGAAGCUACCACGAAUACAAGCGACAGUGACGACAACGAGAGCGACAUCGGCAGUGACUCGAGCGACAGCGAAGACGACGACGUCGACUUUACUCAGUGCAGAUCGACAGCCACACGAGAUAGGGAGAGCCGUUCCAUUGAGACAAGGCACGAGGAGCGCGGGUACUGAGCUCGACGGCUCGAAGGUUCGUUUUGAUUUUGAAACAUUUUACUUAUGUCUGUGUUAUUCUAGGGAAGCCGGCUAUCUACGGCGAACAGCGACUGCGGUACAAAGAAGAACAACGACGAUGACGCUCGGCAUAGAUCGAAGGCUGCGCAAGGCUAGAACAGCCGUUAGAUGGAGAUGGGGCGCGAGGAACACAGACACUGAGCUCGACGGCUCAUCGGUUUGUGUUGAUUUCGGAACGUUUUACUUAAAACUACCUUAUUCUAGGAGAAGCGGAUGUGCGAGACGAUGCUUGAACGACGUCCGAGCAGCGGCGAUUCAAGGAUCUAUGACGAUCUACGAGGAGAAACAGCGGGCCAUCGAGGAGAAACUACACGACGUGAUACGAUGGCACUACUACGAAUGGGGUGAGCGGUCAGAAGGCACAAAGGUGAUAUUGUUCUUGUCGUUCAGUACGGAGACUAUGCCUGAGGAGAUCGUAUAUAGACGAGCGAUGGCGACAAUGACGACGGCGGCAACAACAGGAGCACAGGAGACGAUGUCGAUGGCGCUGGAUGCGAAGCAGUGGCCAUGCAAUGCGAGAAUGGCCAUACGGUGGAUACGAGGCACGGUGGACAUGAACGAUGAGCUUGAUGGCUGAAGGUUUCGUGUUCGUUUCGGUAUAUUCUACUUACAUCUUCGUUAUUCUAGUGCAGACAGAUAUCUACGACGAAGUGCGAUCGCAGCGCGGGAAUCCAUGACAGACUACGAACGAAAGACGCGCGAACAUACUGCGGAACGAGUACCA
Pisolithus orientalis is the source of this 1076-nucleotide messenger RNA. RefSeq lists its product as uncharacterized. The transcript has a single exon. NCBI's taxonomy places the organism in Eukaryota, Fungi, Basidiomycota, Agaricomycetes, Boletales, Pisolithaceae. Bases 411 to 929 code for a protein of 172 amino acids. The record is from RefSeq and is a predicted model, not a curated record.